Messenger RNA from Coffea eugenioides, 513 nucleotides. RefSeq names its product berberine bridge enzyme-like 22. The transcript has a single exon. The coding region runs from base 1 to 513 and encodes 170 amino acids. Gene Ontology annotation, molecular function: FAD binding. NCBI's taxonomy places the organism in Eukaryota, Viridiplantae, Streptophyta, Magnoliopsida, Gentianales, Rubiaceae. The record is from RefSeq and is a predicted model, not a curated record.
AUGAUUGCUAAAAAAAGUAAAACUCAUGCAUUUGCUGGUGGGCUAUGCCCUACAGUUGGAUCAGGUGGGCACAUAAGUGGUGGAGGUGUAGGGACUUUGUUAAGAAAGUAUGAUCUUGCUGCUGAUAACGUUGUAGAUGCAAGGGUUAUGGAUGCCAAUGGACAAAUUCUUAACAAGAGAAAAAUGGGUGAAGAUUUGUUUUGGGCUAUAAUGGGAAGUGGAGGAGCAAGUUUUGGGGUAAUACUUGCAUGGAAACUCAAACUAUCUUGUGUUCCUGAGCAGGUUACAGCUUUCACAGUUCGUAGAAAGCUUGAUCGUGGCAAUAUAAAAUUGAUCCAGAGAUGGCAAAAUAUUGCCCAUCAAUUUCCUGAAGAUCUUUUCGUGAGAAUGAUCCUUCAAAAUCCAGCACCAGUUGUAAAAGGAGGAAAAAAGAUUGUUCAGAUUUCCUUUCAAGGUUUGUAUCUUGGGACGGCUGAUAAGCUUGUUACUUUAUCAAGCCGAUACUUGCCGUAA